AUGUAUUAUCGCCUGUGUACAAGGUUAGAUAGAUUGAUAAAUUAUUUACCCGAUGAUUUAAACAGCUCUACAAGUAAUGAUUUUAAUAAAUUAGGGGAUAUUAGGAAUUAUUGCUCUAAUGGAGGUUCAGGGGAAACUGAAUGUAAGACUGAUCUCGAUAGGAUAAAUGCUGGAUGUCUAUGGUUGUUCGAGCAAGCUGUUAUUAUUAAUUUUGACAAUUUAAGUAAUGAUGAGUCUAAAAGGUUUAUUAUUUACAUUAUGGUGUGGUUAAAUAAUAUGUUAAACCUAAAGAAAGAUGAACAAAUCAAAAACUUAAAUGAUUUUUAUACUAAAUAUAUAGAAAAUAAUAAGGAUUAUAAUAAUUGUCAAAAAAAAAUAAAAGAUAAUAAUUAUAAUGAUUGUAGUGAUACAUUAAAUGAAAAAACGGGAUAUAAGAGUUUUAAGGAGUUCAUAGAAAAAAACGGAUAUUUGAUGAAUAUUAAUAUUAUGUCUAAAUUUUAUGAUGCAUUUAAAUCAUUAUGUAAAAUGUAUACUGAGGUUGAUGCAGACGACCCAAAAUCUAAGAAAAAUUUAGAAAAUGCUGAAAAAUUUGUUGAAAAAUAUAAAGAACUUAAUGACAAUUCUAGCAUUAGUGGAGACAGUUCAUAUAGUCAAAUAUUUUCUAAUUUAUCAACUGAUUAUAACAAUUUUAAAGAUUAUUGUAAUGUUAAUAAUGUUGAUUGUAACGAUAUUCCAGACCUUUCAUCGAUAAAAACAACAAAACCUCGUGUACAAAGUUCUGAAGACCAUUCUGAACAAGUUUCUGAUGUUACACCAUCAAGUUCGUCGAUAACAAACAAAUUAAUUAUAGUUUUAUCGAUAUUUUCUGCAAUACCAAUUUUUUUGGGAAUUUCUUAUAAGUAUUCGUUAUUUGGAUUUCGGAAACGAGGUCAAAAACAACAUUUAAGAGAAAAGCUAAAAAAAUAA
Messenger RNA from Plasmodium yoelii, 966 nucleotides. Its product is annotated as PIR protein. The record is from RefSeq and is a predicted model, not a curated record. The transcript has 3 exons. Bases 1 to 966 code for a protein of 321 amino acids. NCBI's taxonomy places the organism in Eukaryota, Apicomplexa, Aconoidasida, Haemosporida, Plasmodiidae.